UAACGAGCGUAAGAUCACGUGCCUGCGGGUUCUCCCUGAUGACCGUGUCGCUGGAGUCGAGUUAACUUCAUCUGUGUUUGUAAUCCCAGUGACUAAAGGAGUGAGCAAGAAGUUCUGACUGACUACUGCAACAAUUGCUUGACGUGCAGGAGGCAUGGAGGUAAAGCUCCGCACAUUCCUCGCCUCGGCACCGGACUGAAACGGCUGGUGUCACUGGCGGCAUCCUCAAAGGCCAGAGAUCAGAAUUUAAUGGAUGCCACAGAAUUGCUAUUCCAUGCAGACAUUUGAUGAUGAGCAGAAUGAUCCGUAACAGAGCAUUGCUGGUUCGGUGUCCCUGUUGUCCCAUCAGACCUCCUGUACUCCCACUAAUUCCAGCUUCUGUUGAUGCUGUUUUCAAAGAACCUGGCCUACAAAGACUUGCAACAUUCCAAGUUCCAAGUCUCUUGUCCGCUUCAUGUUGCAAAGAAUCCCCAAGUCAGAGCCCUCUGCAACAUUUCAUAACAUGCUGGUAUUUUCUGACAGCCCAACACCCAGGCUGGAGGACCACCCUUCGUUGACAGUCGGUGACUGCUUCUGCAUUAUAUUUGCGGUAACCUCUACCAGUCUUCCCCACCCACAACCCGUGGACGCAUCCCUCCGUGGUGACAAGGGCCCGACAGACUUUACAUUGGCCGAAGAAUAAGCUGGACCCAAAUUUCAGAUCCCCCAUUUUGUUUUUUCCCACGACGAACUUAUUACGUCAUUACAGUGUAAUUUCUCAACAUGACACGCCAUGCAAUGCAUUACUCGUGGGACCACAUCGUAUUUCGUAACUUUCGUAGUUUGCCCGUUACCGCCUACAAACGUGAUAACCCGUCGCACGCUCAGCUGCAAGUGUCUUAUCUGCCAGUCUAAGCCGGAUUGUGGUUCGCUACCCACUAAUGGACUCAGGACCAUGUCCCUUCUGAUGUGCACGCUGCUGUUUGUGAGGAACCCAUGGCAGUACCUGUUUAACUUCAGACAUACCACCAUCUUGUAGAUGAGCGCAGUGGCACCCUUUGAGCUCAUGAUGUUGCCAAGUUAUUCCACACUUUACCCUGCCUACGUAUUGAUGGACAUUGUGAGGGUGGCCUUGUGCCCAUAUGUGGGCUGGAAGAAACCUGAUCCCGGAGACUGACACCGGCUUUUUCUCCUUUGCCACGGCAAGAGUUGUCCAGACUGAUAGCUGUGUUAGUGUUUUGUGUAUUCUGUUAAGUGUGUGCUGCAGAACUGUGUGUAUUGUUAAUACGUAAUAUCAGUAUGCCGGGAACACCCAAUCCAUUCAAGCUGGACUUUCACAGCAACCCGUACUGCCAGGUGAACAAUGCACAGCAUGACCAGAACAUGGAGCUCCUCAAAGGAGCUCAGGAGAAUAAUCAUGGCCCCCCACCACUGCAGUCUGGCAUCAACUACAUCAACCCAGGGGAAGAGGACCAGAUGGAAGUGCAUGGUUACCGGUGCCAGCUUCUGCUGACUUCCAUCACAUGGCUUCUGAUCGGGCUGACCGGCGGUGUGCUGCGCCUUGUGUUCCACUGGUGGCCCCAAUGGAUGCUUUAUGCUACGCACAGAAAGUGUCCGCUCAGAACUGCUGACAAAGUUCUUGUUGUGGAGCUGUACCAGAACAAUCACAAGUGUUUCUAUGUGAAGUCAGUGGAGACCGUUUCUUACGAUAGCAACACGCAGACGGAACAUCCCGUCGCGUGGGAUGACCAGAUGCUGACCGACAUGAAGGGCGUCAGUGACGUGAAGCUGUCGGUGCACCUCUCAGGAGGUGUCUUCAAGGAGUUGCCAUCGUUGCGUCUGUUCCGCUGCAAGAAACUGAUCUAUGUUUGGGAUGAAGGCCGUGGAGAGUUCCUCAAAUUAUGUGGUCUAGACAGAGACAUCAGCACUUCAGCGUUACACCAGCAGGAGGGUCUUUCAGCCCAUCAGCAGGGCACGAGGCGCGUGGCGUACGGUUGCAACGAGAUAAAUGUUCCUAUCCAGGGCAUAAUCACACUCCUCUUCCUGGAGGUGCUGAACCCAUUCUAUGUGUUCCAGCUGUUCUCAUUCUGCUUAUGGUUUGCUGAUGAUUACAUGUAUUACGCAUUGGCGAUCCUGGCCAUGUCUGUGUUUGGUAUUGUGAUGGCAAUCAUGCAGACUCAAAAAAACCAGCGGAACCUACGCAGCACAGUGCACUCCUCUGAUGUGGUGACGGUGAUACGUGGUGACACAGGCAAGAUGGAUACGAUACCUACUGAGCACCUUGUCCCAGGGGAUGUGAUGGUGGUGCCCUCACAUGGCUGCGUGAUGCACUGUGAUGCUGCCCUCCUGACGGGAAAUUGCAUCAUCAAUGAGAGCAUGCUCACAGGAGAAAGCGUGCCAGUGACCAAGACGCCGCUGCCAAACUCGGACGUACCAUUUGAUGACAAGGAGCAUGCUCGCCACAUUCUUUUCUGUGGGACUCAAGUGAUUCAGACGCGAUAUUUUGGUAGUGAGCAUGUGCUGGCCGUGGUGAUACGCACAGGUUUCUCAACUGUGAAAGGGAAUCUAGUGCGUUCCAUCAUGUACCCCCCACCCGUUGACUUCAAGUUUGAACAUGACUCGUACAAGUUUGUGGAGCUGCUGGCAUGCAUCGCCAGUGUUGGCUUCAUAUACACUGUCAUCACUAAGUUCAUGCGAGGAAUUAGCGUGUCUGACAUCGCAGUGGAAUCGCUGGACCUGAUUACUAUUGUUGUACCACCAGCCUUGCCAGCAGCCAUGACAGUUGGACGGUUAUAUGCUCAGAACAGGCUUCAGGCAAAGAAUGUAUACUGCAUUAGUCCACGUACGAUCAAUGUGUCUGGCUCCAUCAACUGUGUGUGUUUUGAUAAGACUGGCACCCUGACAGAGGAUGGGUUGGACAUGUGGGGCAUAGUGCCUGUGUCUAACAGGAAGUUCCAGGUGCCGGUAAAGAACGUUGACAAGAUGGACUACAGGGAGGAGUUCCUGGUGGGCAUGGUGACAUGCCACUCCCUUACCAUUAUUGACAGUAAGCUGAGUGGUGACCCACUUGACCUGAAGAUGUUUGAGUCCACAGGCUGGUUGCUAGAGGAGCCUGAAGUGAGUGAUACUUCAAAAUAUGAUAUGAUCUUCCCGACAGUGGUGAAGCCGCCGAGUUCAAGCAUUGUGCUGCAGAGUGUAGAUGACAUUGAGUCACCACUGGAGAUUGGCAUCGUGCGCCAGUUUCCAUUCUCUUCCAGCCUGCAGCGCAUGAGUGUCAUUACGAGAACUCUCGGGGCAUCGCAGUUUGAGGCCUACUGCAAGGGUUCCCCUGAGAUGAUAUUGUCCCUGUCCCAGCCAGAGACAGUGCCGGCAGACAUGAGCUCGGUACUUGAGGAGUACACGCAGGAGGGCUACCGUGUGCUGGCUCUGGCAUACAAAUGGCUGCCUCGCAUAAGCUAUCUGAAGGUGCAGCGCGUCGCUAGGGAAGAUGUGGAAUCAGACCUCAUAUUCCUGGGACUCAUCGUCAUGGAGAACAGGCUGAAGCCAGAAACCAAUGGCAUAAUUGGUAUGCUGCAUAAUGCCAGCAUCAGAACCAUCAUGGUGACAGGUGACAACAUGUUAACUGCGCUGAGUGUGGCACGUGACUGUGGGAUAAUCCCAUUAGGACAGCGGGUUGUGGUGGCUUGCGGGCUCUCAAGCUACUCGGGACAGCCCGCUCAACUACUUUACACCAAUGCCAGCAGUAACAUGCCUCCGCCUCCAACUGCGCACUGCGCUGGUGACCUGCCCAACAGUUCCAGUGCCAUCAGUUUUGAGACCCUCGAGUCAGGCGCCCUCAGUCCCGCCGAUGAUGACAGUGCAGCCACGACAGGCAGCAGCUACUGCUUUGUGAUGACAGGAAAGACCUGGUCAAUUGCCAAGACUUACUUCCCGGAUACAAUCCCGAGCUUGGUGACGAGAGGAACGGUGUUUGCAAGAAUGAGCCCAGACCAGAAACAGCAGCUGGUCCAGGAGCUGCAGGCCCUGGGAUACUACGUGGCCAUGUGUGGCGAUGGUGCUAAUGACUGCGGAGCGCUGAAGGCGGCGCACACUGGAAUUUCACUUUCUGAAGCAGAGUCAUCUGUUGCUUCCCCUUUCACAUCUAAAGAGGCAAACAUCUCGUGCGUUCCGAGGGUCAUAAGAGAGGGCCGCGCAGCUCUGGUGACGUCAUUUGGCAUCUUUAAGUACAUGGCGGCGUACUCGCUGACACAGUUUGUUACCGUGAUGAUCUUGUACUCCAUUGACAACAACCUCACAGACAUUGAGUAUCUCUACAUUGAUCUGUUUGUCAUCACUGUGUUUGCUUUCUUUUUUGGUCGCACAGAAGCAUUUGAAGGCCCACUAGUGAAACAACCCCCAAUUCUUUCCCUUAUCUCCCUUUCUCCAAUCUUGUCCCUGUUGAUGCAGUUAGCGGUGGUGAUUGCGGUGCAGUGGGCGUCAUUCUACUGGGUACAACAGACGCCCUGGUUUGUCCCGUACAACUCGACAGCCGUCGAUGAGGAUGACAGCAUAGCGUGUUUUGAAAAUUAUGCCCUGUUCUCAGUCUCCAGUUUGCAGUACAUUAUCUUGGCGUUUGUGUUCUCUAAAGGGGCCCCUUACAGGAAGUCCAUAUUCAGUAACUAUGGGUUCUUGGUGUCACUAGUAUUUCUUACUGGCUUCACAUUGUACCUCGCUCUGGAUCCGGCACAGUGGCUGCGUAACGCAUUUGAACUCAUGGUGCCCCCUGUGAUGGACUUCCGUCUAAUUAUGGUGAUGUUGGCACUUGUGAAUACUGUGUUGGCAGUGUUUAUAGAGUACUUCAUUAUUGACUAUAUCGUGUCAAGGAAGUUGCGCUAUCGGUUCCACGACAUAGACAGAUCGCGCAAGAAGUUCCUGGCCGUGGAGUCGUCCCUGAAACGCAAUCGUCUCUGGCCACCGAUCACGAAAGAAGUUGUAAUGGAUGUUUCACCAGAGCCGUCGUGGAAACCGCCGUGCAGUCCGGCAGUCACGAGCGUGCGUGCCAUGGAAGUGGAGCUACCACAUGGAGAUGUGACGCUACCUUCCAAGGGGCGACAAUAUAGUGAUCGAUCAGUGACGGUCACCAGGAAUUCCACUGGGACUGUUGAUAGUGACGGUGCAUCCGCACCAGAAGUAAACCUGUCUGUGCCUGACGUUCAAUGAUGCGAGUACAGUUCACAUCUUUCUUAGUUCAGUUUGAUUUCGCCUCCCAGUAAAUGUAACGACCUCUGUCUGUCUCAGCUGUACAGUAUGAGAAAAAACGUCAUAAGUACAGCAACAGUUGAAGUUGCAAGAGCGGCAAAAUAUUAAUGUAUCGUCAGUAGAGUUUUGUAGCUUUCAGUGAUAUUAUUGUCAUAUUGACAUUUGUUGGGGGUGGGUAAGUGUUAAUGGAACAUUUUAUUAAAUUAGAAAGGAUUUGUAAGGAAGACUGGUUUAAGAAACUGUUUCAGAAUUUGCCUGGAGGAAAUUUGUUUCUGCUCGAAUAUCGGAAUUUAACGCCGAAUGAUCGCUUUAAAUUACGUGCUCAGUGGUAUCAGAACUUUGAAGUAUGUUUGGUGGUGUUAUAACAAAUUUAUGACGCGGUGCCACAGAUGAAUUCUUAGCAGCGUGACGAAGCCUCACUCAUUGCUUAAACUUGGAGUGUAGUGAAUAUAAAUGCUUCAGAAGUUCUGCUUUUGUCAUGGAAACACUGAAGUGAUGCACGUGGUUCGUUUCCCAACAUUAAUUUCCGGCGCGUCGUCGUCUUUUGAUCGGCCUGAUGGCCGCGGUAGCCGCGAUGCGGCCGUUCGCUGUGCUGACAUCGAGAGUGUUGGAAAUGGCAGUCGGUUCUUUGAAGGAAAUUUUGUGGUGGUUGUGGCCUAAAGCACCGAGAAUAUACGCAGACGAAGAAGACUCGUCGCGGGCCACGACCAAGGAAUAGACCUGCUGAAUUGAUGUGGUGGUUCAUCGUGUCUACAUGUAUAACGCUGAUGCCGCUUGGCGUUCGAUUCUAGGUUUCACCUAGAGCCUUCAGUAUGUGGUCUCGAUGUUUUGAGUGUUUUUUAUGGGCAAUUGGAAUCCUACGAUGGUAGAGGCCUGAGUUUUGCUGGGUGCAUGGAGACUCUACAGCAUCAAUUUAAUCUGCAGUUAUACAUGCGAGAAAUUGUUGUGGUGGUGUUAGUUUUGUGUUUUGACUUGUCUGAAUAGCCGCUUUGUCCUUUUUGUUCUUCUGCUUGCUUGCUGUACUAGCCAUUAGUCUCACUUAAGUGUGCAAAGUAGCAGGGCCUCCUCUUAGUUCCCCCGGUAAUUUGUCGAGUUAUUCCUGGUAACAAGGGGUCAUCUUUUGUCACCUUGAUUUAUGAAUUCCUUCUGACGUGAUAGCAGCGGAUACGCCAGGUUACUUUUGUUGCAGUGUAGGCAUCGUUGGCUGUCAUUACAGGGUAACGCAACCAGUGGCAACCGAACGCACUGGGUGACGACCAAUCCGAGCGUGGACUUUGUUUGAUACUGAUUCCGUGAUACGGCCUUUGUUACUCGGCUGGUCAACAUAUCCCACGUGGUCUUCUGGGUUGUGACGCCACGUGGUCUUGUAGGCGGUUAACAACAUUUUGAAGGAAUAUUUCCCUUACGUCUUUAGGGUAGAAUGUUGGCAACAACCUAGAAGGAUAUCCCACGUCAUAACCCAGAAGACGGCAGUCCGCAUUUUCACAUUGUGAAAAUCCAAAAUCUCAUAUAAGAUUUUCCAUUUUUAUGGAGCACAAAGUCCAUUCCCAUGACCACUGGACCCUGUUCUUUAAUAUUAUCCGGUUUUCUAUGCGGUCGGUUCACGUUUUGGUAUGAACAGAAAUGAUCGCAUUAGUUGAGGUGAUAAUUUGUCAGGUGUCGAAGAACACCAGUGGUAAGCCUGCUAGAAGAAUGAAACAAAUGCAGACAAAUGUAUUUAUUAUGUAAUAUGUAGUUUUGUAUGAAAUUAUUUGCACAGAAACGUGUACUUUCAAGUCUGAUGAACGUUGCUGAACGGUGGAAGAAGAUGGAUGCUCCGAAUCGACGGUGGCAGUGACUGCUCACAUUGUAAAAUAAAUUAUUGCAGUGGAUGAAUUUUUGGAGUUGGUUCCUGUUUUGUCAUUUUUGGGGGUAAUCGUUAUGAUGUCUGCAAUCAGUGGAUACGGUUUAAUUAAACAGUCCUGUGGAAAUAAUCAGCUGGUGGCUAAGACCACUUCCAACCGUGCUGCUGAGCAAUUCUAUUUGAAUAUGUAGCGUGUAAGUGUGUUUUGCGAUUUGAAGCCUGUGGUGGGGGGGGACAUGUGAACUUGGUGAGAUCUUCUUUGCAGGUGAAGCAUCUGUUACGUUUUACCUCACGUCCAUGUUAUAAUUUAUGUUGUAAUAUAAGACUGUGUUAUGUGCUCGCGUAUGUUUAAAAGUUUUCGGUAAAGGUAGUGGAUGAUUAAAUUUUAUGUUUUAUGAGAGCUGCUGCUGUUAGACAGCUCUCAGAAGUAAUUCUAAUCUGGGUGACAAAAAUGUUGAAAUAACGUCUGGAAAAGGAAUAUGUAAGAAGAGAAGGGCUGAGAUAAAGGAAAGGUACAAAUAGAUAAAUGAGAGGAAGAAAGAAUGAAAGUGUGAUAGAUAUCCCAGUUGAUUUUCGUUUGUGUUCUGAGGAGAGUCAAAGUGUUUGUAUUUUGAGUCAUUUCCUCGUAUAAUAAUUUUAUGAAUUUUAGAUAAUUUCUGUCCCUAGUUUAUUGGUAAAUCAUUAAUAUUUGUUGUUUCAUCACAUUUUUGUGAGACCAAAUAUUCAGUUAACUGUGUGCAAAUCAAGAUAUAAAUGCCAAUAAAAUUUUGGAAUAUUA
This is a messenger RNA of Zootermopsis nevadensis, 7838 nucleotides long. It is a transcript of the gene anne, whose product is annotated as polyamine-transporting ATPase anne boleyn. Gene Ontology annotation, cellular component: membrane. Gene Ontology annotation, molecular function: ATP hydrolysis activity; polyamine transmembrane transporter activity; ATP binding. The record is from RefSeq and is a predicted model, not a curated record. Gene Ontology annotation, biological process: polyamine transmembrane transport; intracellular calcium ion homeostasis. Lineage: Eukaryota; Metazoa; Arthropoda; Insecta; Blattodea; Termopsidae.